Cornus florida is the source of this 5451-nucleotide messenger RNA. RefSeq names its product late blight resistance protein R1-A-like. Gene Ontology annotation, molecular function: ADP binding. Gene Ontology annotation, biological process: defense response to other organism. The record is from RefSeq and is a predicted model, not a curated record. The coding region runs from base 922 to 4521 and encodes 1199 amino acids. The transcript is spliced from 5 exons. Lineage: Eukaryota; Viridiplantae; Streptophyta; Magnoliopsida; Cornales; Cornaceae.
GUUGGAAUAAUAUUAGGCUGAAUUGUAUUUUAGAGAAUAAUUGUUAAUAAUAUUUUACUCUCAUUUCAUUUUUUUUUUUAUUUUUAAUUGUUGUGAAAUAAUUGCGUUAUUUUUGAAGUUAGAAAAACGUAAACUUAGAUUCCGGAUAUAGGGUGGAAUAAUUUUAUUUAUUUAUUUUUUCUAACUGCAAAAACAACGACUGAAUCCUUCGUCCCUUUGCCUGUCCAUUAGGAAUAUAUCAGAUUGAUUGAUGAGGUAUCCUAACCCUCUCUUCGGCCUUUGCCUCUCCACUCUCCCUCAAACCCUUCGAUUAGAUUUCUUGUAUAUAAGUAUUAAUUUUUGGCUCAUGAAGCAGGGUCGAAACUCUCUUCUUAGGCUUCAAUUUGACUCAUCAUUGAUGGAUGCUUCUCAAGUGGUUUGUAUGUAGAUAUAUAUAUUUAUAUAUUCACAUAUUGAUGUAUAUGUCUGUAUGUAUAUAUGGCAACGUCGAUAAAGAAAGAUAUCUUGUUGGUUAUAGAGAGCCCCACAAAGAAAAGGUACUCACUCACAAGCCAGAGAGCAUUUGGAUGGAGGAGUUGCCAUGUGUGAAGCAGAGCAGGCCACAGCAGCCUACACCAUUAUCUUUUCAACAAAAUCCCCUUUACAAUAAAUCUCUCUCACUACAAAUGUCACUAUUUUCUCUCUCUAGAGCUUUCCAACAUUGAACGCCAUGUGGAUUGCCCCAAUUUCUGUGUACGAUCGUCCAAAUUUCUUUCUAUCGAUAGCACAAAUCUAACACCAAAAGGGGACAUCUCAAUCCGGUCUGUUACGCGUAUGAGUUCAAUUAGUCAAGAAAAACAAAUAGCUUCAGCUAAAAUCGAAGCUCAUUGUGGGGUUUCAAAGUGAUAGAUCAUUCUAGCAGUUUGUUUGUGCAUUUUGAAGAUGACAGACACUACUGCUGUUGUGGACUUUCUGUUGGGGAAGAUGACACAGCAACUAAUAAGCUCGGAUGACCAGUUGAUUCUCGAGGCUUUUGAGAAGAAACUCAUAGACAAGGACCAAAUCCAAUUGUUUUACGAGGAUAUGCAAUUCCUUCGAAAGUUUCUCAAAGAUUCAUCAGGAGAGAUGGGUAAUAAGCAGCUGAAACGACUUGUCUCAAAAAUCAGAGUUGUGACUUGCCAAGUUGAUGACACAAUGGAUUCGCUAGUCCUCAAUGCUGUGUUGCACAAACAUACACGAGUCUUUGCUAAUGUGCUUGUCCUCAGUUUGUCCAGGACGAUGGCUGACCUGGCCGAGAAGAUCUAUGACCGCUAUAAAACUAUCACACGAGAGAUAGAUUUUGUCAAGGACUUUAGAACACUGGCAAUAACCCUUCUCUCGUCGAUUGAGUCUCAAUUGGUUGCUGAGAAAAUUAAUGUUGAUUGCUUUCGUGAUAUUAUAGAAGAUAUUAAGCGUACCAAGAUGGAUGUCAUGCGGAGUUCUGAGCUUGAGACAGAUUGGAAGAAACCUCUGCAAAAGGAGAUGAGAAAAAGACUAAUUAUCACAUGGCUUGAGUCUGACAUGCCUGAUGAAUUCCGUUUUCUCUUCAAAUUGUCCGAAAUGAUGCUCUAUCGGACUAAAAGAAUUCGUGAAUUGUUUAGCAGUCUCAUAGGAGAGAUUAAUGAAGACAUGACGAAGCAACUGAGUACAACUUGGCCUGAAUUUGACAUCGCUGGUGACAUUCAUCUCCUCGUCAGUUUGUCCCAAGAGACGGCGGACAUGGUUAAGGGAAUUUCAUAUGUACUUUUCACUCCCUCGACGGUGAUCCAGCGUACCAAGAAAAAGGUGAUGACGAUUUAUGAGAAGGCAUCGAGUGUUACAUCGCUUGAUUCUCAAAUGGCUGAUGAAUUUCUUGGCAGGUUCAAUUUCUUUGAACAAACAUUUGUAGAAUAUCUUCUUUGUGAUCCAAGUGUCAAUUUUGUUUCUACGAAAAGGGAGAUGAUGAAUAUUUAUGAAAGGAAUUUGAGUCUUCCAUGGCUUGAUUGGUGGGCUACUGUAAUUCGUGGUUGCUUUGGGAGUGUCACAGAAGACAUUAAGUCUAUUAAAACAGAGGUGAAGGAAAUUUAUGAUAAGCAGCUCUAUGGCAUGACAGGAAUCCCACGAUCCAGAAAGUUUUCCCAUGGAACUUUACCAAAACCAAUCAGGCCCAUAGUACAUGAAGAAAUAGUUGUUGGUCUCGAUGAAGAAACAAGGGCGAUAAAGGAGCUGCUUACUGAAGAACAUCAAAAGCAGCUAAAGUGCAUAUCCAUUAUUGGGAUGCCUGGACUUGGUAAGACAACUCUGGCCAAAAAGGUUUACAAUGAUUCUUUCAUUGAAUAUCACUUUUAUAUUCGUGCAUGGAUCUAUGUGUCUCAAGUGUACCAAAAGAAGGAUCUGUUGCUUGCCAUUUUAAGCUCCGCCUUCCAGUCUAGAGAUUAUAUUUGUGAAACGCAUGACAAAAUCUUAGGUGCAGAUCUGUACAGACUCUUAAAGGGUAAGAGAUAUCUCAUUGUCAUGGAUGAUAUAUGGAAUUCGGAGCCUUUGAAAGAUCUGAAAAUAUAUCUUCCAAAUGACAACAAUGGCAGUAGAAUUCUUUUCACCACUAGACACGAAAAUGUGGCUGUGGCUUUCCAUGCUAAACCUCACCAUUUGCGCUUUCUAAAUGAAGAUGAAAGUUGGGAUCUAUUGCGAUUGAAGACAUUUCGCAAAGAAAGCUGCCCUCUAGAGUUGAUGGAGAUUGGAAAACAAAUUGCCAGAAAAUGUCGAGGACUACCCCUUGCAAUUGUUGCAAUAUCUGGGCUUCUGGCAAAACAAGACAAGACACUGGAACGGUGGAAGCAUGUUGCUGAAAGUGUAAGUUCAUACAUGGUGAGUGAUCCAGAGCAAUACAUGCACACACUAGAACUGAGUUACAAUGUGUUGCCCUACUACUUGAAAGCAUGCUUCCUCUAUCUCGGAGCAUUUACAGAAUAUGAAAUUCCAGUGCAGAAAUUGAUCUGGUUAUGGGUCGCUGAGGGAUUUAUAUGGCAAAAUGAGCAGAAGACUUUGGAGGAAGUGGCAGAGGAUUACUUGAUGGAUCUAAUUGAUAGAAGUCUUGUAAUUGUUUCGAAGAAAAGGUCCAAUGGUGAAAUCAAAGCGUGUUGUGUACAUGAUCUCAUGCGUGACUUGUGCCUGAGAAAAGCUCAAGAACAUAAUUUUCUUCACCAGAUUUCCCUAAAAGGUCAAAAAGAGAAUUUACUUAAGAAAAUUUCUGAUAAGGUUCAAGAAGGGAAAUUCUUUGAGCAAAUAUUUGGAAAACCUCAGGAAGAGAAUUUACAACAACAAAUUUUUGAAAAAGUUCAGGAAGGGAAUAUUUUUCAGCAGAUUUUUGGUUCUUCUUCUUCUUCUUUAAGUAUUAUCUUAAAUAAACAUCGUCGCAUGUGCAUACAUCCUGAACUUGCCAAUUUUAGUUCUUUGCAACAUUAUCCUUUUACGUCGAAGGUCUGCUCUAUCUUGUCCUUUGGUCGUUCAAAUUCAUGGGGUAACUUAUUUGUAAAUGAUGUUUCAUUUGUUUAUCAAAAUUUCAUACUUCUUAGGGUUUUGGAUUUAUCAUCCAUCCAGAUUUCUUUUUUUCCUGAGAGAAUAACACAAUUGGUUCUUUUGAGGUAUUUAGCAUUGCAUGUUGCACAGCAAAAGAUUUUCCUGCCAGCAAAAUUCAACCUCUUGAACCUAGAAACCCUUAUUCUUGAAGGCCCAAUAGGUUCAUUAGUUUUAUCAGAUGAUAUCUGGAAGAUAGUGAAGUUGAGGCAUCUGAAAGCUAAACGGCUUAUUGAAUUCACUAGCAUACCCAAUGAUGGCCGUGCUUUCUUAUUGGGUAACCUACAAACAGUAGGCAAACUGCAUCUUUAUAGUGGAGAGGAGCGAGCCUUGAAAUGGACUCCCAAUCUCAAAAAACUAAAAUGUCAUAUUAGGAAAAGGUUGAAUGGGGAGGAUCAUUUCCCUAAACUGGACUUUUUGAUUCACCUUGAAACAUUGAAUGUCAUAUCCAGCGACUGCAAAAGGUUUUUCCAUCUGGAUAAUUUCCCCCCAAGUCUCAGAAGCCUAACUUUAUCACAUGUCGGUCUAAGGUGGGAGGAAAUGUCGACCCUUGAGAUGUUACCCAACCUUGAGGUUCUCAAAUUAUAUUACAAUGCAUUUAAGGGUCCAAGAUGGGAUACUUGUGAUGGGGAGUUUUGCAAACUCAGAUUUUUGAAAUUUCAAGCCUUGGAUAUUGGCCAGUGGAAUACCUCUAGCAAUCACUUCCCCCACCUUCAAAAAUUGGUAUUAGAGAGCUGUGCAAGACUUGAGGAGAUCCCAUCCAGUUUAGGAGAUAUAUCUACACUAGAGAUGAUUCAACUGCGGCUUUGUUGUUGCUCUGCUGAAAACUCUGCGAGGGAAAUUCAAGAACAUCAAAGGAGCAUGGGAAAUGAUGGGCUAAAGGUCCAAAUCCUUGCACGCAGACGGAAUCAUGAGACGAUGAUCUCAGAGCAUUUGGCCAGUAUAUAAUGUUCUAAAAAUAAUCAUGGACAAAACUCAAAAUAUAGACAGGUUUACCACACAAAGGAUCAAUCCAAAGGAGCAUUUCAAUGUUUUGAUCAGAUUUGGACCCAUGUAUAUUAUAAAGGCAGGUGCUGAAAGUGGGAAAGAGAUGAGGAAAUUGUGUGAUGGCUUUGGCGGGACCCACGAAGAUAUUUGGGUUUGAUUUAGUUUUAUUAUAUAUAUAUAUAUAUAUAUAUAUUAUAUGCUAAAGGAUGUCAGCCGAAAUGGAGAUAUGAAGGAUUGAAUUUGUGAUUAUGAUGAUGGGCCCACUAAUGAGACUUUUGACCAACUUUCCUUGGCUUUGAAAUUGAUCACUGGGCUGUAUCUGAUGAGUGAGUUGUAUUGUUUUUAUAUUAUGAAAGAUAAGGAUAAGAAGAGAUGUGAGCUGUUGUGUUAUACUAGUGUCGGUGGAUUGACUAUAUAGUGCGUAGUUGUGCACUAUUUGAGAUACAAUGAUACUGAGAAGGAAAGAAAUAAAAGAAACACAGCCACAGCGCCGAGACGCAGUGAAAGGGCUGAGAGUUGAUGCUCUGAUAUUCCAGUGAAUUCAUUUCUUUUACAGUAGAUUUAGACUUUGGCAUUGAAGGCAAAGUCGACGAGCGCAUCGAGAUCUUCGAAUUGAUAGGAGCCGGUCUUCAAUUGGAGCACUUUGGGUUGUCGAAUACUUUGGCUGAUUUGGAGCUUUUUCUUUAAAUUGAGGUUAUGCACUGAAGGAGUGUGGAAUAGUGAAGGAACCUAAUUGGGUAUGAAGAAUGAAGAUUUUUGUUGUUAGGAGUUCGAUCAUUGGUUUGAAAUGUUAUUAUUGUAAAUUCAAUUUUAGUGAAGAAUAUCAUUUGUAGUUCGAUAAGUUUGUUAGAAUAGAAUGAUAAAAUUUGAUGAGAUAAUUCAAGUUCUGAA